This is a messenger RNA of Lachancea dasiensis, 963 nucleotides long. Lineage: Eukaryota; Fungi; Ascomycota; Saccharomycetes; Saccharomycetales; Saccharomycetaceae. The record is from the annotation of a GenBank genome assembly.
AUGGCUGCACAAGCCAGAAUGCGCAAUGCCAAAGUACUUCUGAUACACUUGGGGGCACUUGGAGCAGAAAUUACGAAGAAUCUGGUGCUUAGCGGGGUAGGAUCGCUGAGUUUGAUCGACGACAGUGAUGUAAGCAGUCAGGAUCUGGACUCGCAGUUCUUUUUGGGAAAAGCAGAGGUGGGGACCAAGCGUUUGGUUGCUGCAGCCCCGAGAAUACAAGAUAUGAAUAGCAGGGUGGAACUGACGAUCGAUACAGAACAUUUUGGCUCAAAGCCAGAUGCUUAUUACCAACAGUUCGACCUGGUCAUCGGGACAGAUCUGACCAGUGCCGAAAUCAUCAAGAUAAAUGCUAUCACACGGCGCUUCAACCUUCCACUGUUUGUGGCGGGGCUCAAUGGGCUCUCCGGCUACAUAUUUGUGGAUUUGAUCGAAUUUGACGCCACGGACGAAAAAUUGAAAAGCUCCGUGCCGACAGCGCUGGGAUCUGUCUCACAGAAUCGCAGAAUAACUGAAGUUGUUGAGCACUACAAUGAGGAGCAGAAGAAAACUUUCGAAACUAUCGUGACACGAAAUACUUAUACGCCAUUCGAGAAAGUGCUCCGUGAGGGAACUUUCAAGGGAAAAUUGACAAGGAGACAGCUCAAAAGACUCACAAAUGCAGUUCCUUUGACUCUGGCACUAUUUGAAUACCCAGAUGGCGUUGGAGAAGUGACACCCGCUACCCUGAAGGAAAAGGCUUUGGCGAAAUUUGUCCAAUUGGGGCUUCCGACCGAUCAACUUCAGCAAAUAUAUGUCGACCAGUUUGCAGAGCAAGCAGGUCUUGAAUUUGCCCCUGUUGCCGCUGUAAUUGGUGGAGCGGUAGCUCAGGAUGUCAUUAAUAUCUUGGGCAAAAAGCAGUCUCCUUUAAACAAUUUUGUUGUCUUGGACGGUAUCACGCUAGAUAUGCACAUAUUCGAGCUGUAG